Molecule: messenger RNA, 933 nt
Organism: Dendronephthya gigantea
Lineage: Eukaryota; Metazoa; Cnidaria; Anthozoa; Malacalcyonacea; Nephtheidae
Exons: 1
Coding region: 1-933 (310 amino acids)
Biological process (GO): DNA integration
Molecular function (GO): nucleic acid binding
Source: RefSeq, a predicted model, not a curated record
AUGGGAAACGAUACAUUUGGAUUUCUACGGACCACUUCCUUCGGGAGAAUAUACCUUCUGGUCGCAAUUGAUCGCUAUUCCAGAUAUCCCGAAGUGGAAGUAGUACGCUCGACAAAAGCUUCUGUGGUCAUACCCAAAUUAGAUCAAAUGUUCGCCCGUCAUGGCAUCCCAACAACUAUCAAGACAGACAAUGGACCGCCUUUCAAUAGUGCAGAAUAUAAUCGUUAUUUGACAGCUCUUGGAAUUAAAGAUAUUCAUUCAACACCUAAAUGGCCCCAGGGCAAUGCAGAAGCGGAAAGAUUCAUGCAGCCCCUUGGAAAAACGCUACGAACCGCUCACAUUGAAAGAAGACCCUGGCAGCAAGAGCUACAUCGUUUCUUGUUACAGUACAGGACAACACCACACUCUUCCACGAAAGUUCCACCAGCGGAAUUACUAUUCAACCGUACAGUGAAAGGAAAGCUUCUAGGAUUGAAAAAGCGGAACAUUGUUAACAAACACAAUAUUGCUAAAAAGAAUGAAAUGGAGAGACAGCGAUACAACAAAGAAUAUGCGAAUGAAAAAAGAAACGUAAAAGAGAGUGAAAUUAAGAUAGGAGACUAUGUCUUAGUUCGUCAGGACAAGCAGAACAAAUUGACUGCGAAUUACAACAACGUUCCAUACGUAGUCACACACAGAUCGCAUUCACAGGUUAAAGCAAGAAGCAAGAACGGACACGUUAUCACACGAAAUGUGUCUUUUAAACGCAUACCAAAGCCAAGGGAUGAUACGGACAGUGAUGACGAUAAUGAGAAAGAACGUCAUCAAAAGAGGAACAAUACCAUCACACUACCAGCAGCAAAAAAUGUUGGACAUCAAGAUCAAAUACCGACACGACGAUCGAGCCGAGUCAGAGGAAAACCUGAUAGAUUUGGACAUUCAGUAUAUGAUUGA